UUGUCUUGGGGUGGGCAGAGAGAGGGAGAUGACCGGAUGGCAACGUCAUCGGCAUUGCGAUGUGCAACGUCGGGGGCGACGGCUGAAUGCGGCUUAUAACAGCACGGCCAGCCCUCUCCUCUCUCUUUUUCGAUAGACUUUUAUUAUUUGGAUACCUUGACUUGACUCGAAUUGCAAUUCAUUAUCUUCUCAGACAUACACUUGAAUCUGUACUACAUCUGCACAUCAUGAGCACCAUUGCCCGUAACCGAUACCCCCUGCGAACCAGCCCCGGGUUCCUCGGGCGCAUCCUCUACACGCAACCCCGGCGGCCCUACGCCCACAGCUCCUACGGCGGCGAGGGCGAAUCCGAUCCCAAGAAGACCAACAACCCACAAAACAAACCUACGCGAGACAUUGAGCAUCCUGACACCGAAACCACUGGCCCCGUCACCCAAGGCACACGGGCGGACACCCCGUCGAACAAGGCACGCCCGGCCCUGGCGGAAGACCAUCCACCAUAUGUCGACAAGGAGGGGAACCCCACGGGGGAUGUCCCGCAGGAUGUGAAGAAGCACAAUGAGGAAUUAGAAAACCGGUAUGAUCACCCCAAGUUGGGGUCUUAAGGGCGAUCGAUCAUCCUCAGGGGUUAGGGUAUGGGUAUGGUAUGGAAAUGGGUUAAAGUCCCUUCCCUCAGCGUUAUUUGUAUUUU
This is a messenger RNA of Aspergillus heteromorphus CBS 117.55, 691 nucleotides long. RefSeq lists its product as uncharacterized. The transcript is spliced from 2 exons. NCBI's taxonomy places the organism in Eukaryota, Fungi, Ascomycota, Eurotiomycetes, Eurotiales, Aspergillaceae. Bases 87 to 605 code for a protein of 172 amino acids. The record is from RefSeq and is a predicted model, not a curated record.